UUCCCCGGCGUGGCGGGUCCUGCCCUCGUGCGCGCGGGGACUCGGGCGCCAGCCCCGCCAGAGCGGGCUCUCCAGGGUGCAAGGCGGGGCCCCUGCAACAGAUGUGGGACUCGCCCUUGGGCUGUCGUCCUGGCUUCGCGACACCCCGUCUGGAGCAGAGCUUGCAGCCCGAGGGCAGCGCGCCGGGAGUCGGACAGCAGCGGGACCCGCGAUGAUGCCGCUGCGGCUGCUGGGGCUGGCCUGGGCGCUGCUGGGAGUGGCGGGCGCGUGCCCAGCGCCGUGCGGCUGCGUGGACAAGUAUGCGCACCAGUUCGCGGACUGCGCCUACAAGGAGCUGACGGAGGUGCCGGAGGGAUUGCCCGCCAACGUGACCACGCUCAGCCUGUCCGCCAACAAGAUCGCGGUGCUGCGGCGCGGGGCUUUCGCCGACGUUACGCAGGUCACGUCGCUGUGGUUGGCCCACAAUGAGGUGCGCACGGUGGAGGCCGGCGCCCUGGCCGUGUUGAGUCAGCUCAAAAACCUCGACCUGAGCUACAACCUCAUCUCUAGCUUCCCGUGGAGUGACCUGCGCAACCUGAGCGCGCUGCAGCUGCUCAAAAUGAAUCACAACCGCUUGAGCUCGCUGCCCCGGGACGCCCUGGGCGCGCUGCCGGACCUGCGCUCCUUGCGCAUCAACAACAACAGGUUGCGCACCUUGGCUCCCGGCACUUUCGAUGCGCUGAGCGCGCUGUCCCAUCUGCAGCUCUACCACAACCCCUUCCACUGCAGCUGCAGCCUGGUGUGGCUGCAGGCCUGGGCUGCCAGCACUCGGGUGUCCUUACCGGAGCCCGACUCCAUCGCGUGCGCCUCGCCUCCCGAGCUGCAAGGGGUGCCCAUCCACCGCCUGCCGGCCCUGUCCUGCGCGCCGCCCACGGUGCGUCUGAGCCCCGAGCCGCCACCCGAGGAGCCAGGCAGCCCCCUGCGCGCGGGCCAGACGCUCGUACUGCACUGCAUCGCCGAAGGACACCCCACGCCCCGCCUGCAGUGGCAACUUCAGAUCCCGGGGGGCACUGUCGUGUUAGAGCCGCCGGCCCUCAGUGGAGCAGGCGGCGGGGACGGGGCGGACGACGGGUUGGAGGAUGGAGAUGAGGACCAGCCGACACAGACCGAGGCCCCAACUCCGUCUCCCGCACCCGCCUGGCCCGCGCCCCCGGCCUCGCCGCGCUUCCUGGCCCUCACAAAUGGCUCCUUGCUGGUGCCCGUCCUGAGCACCAAGGAGGCGGGCGUCUACACGUGCCGUGCGCACAAUGAGCUGGGCUCCAACGCCACGGCAGUCCGCGUGACGGUGGCGGCGGCCAGUCCCCCAAAGCACUCCCCUGGCGCGGGGGGAGACCCCGAUGGACAGACGCCUUCCUCUGAGCGCAAGUUCACGGCCAAGGGCAGGGGCAACAGCGUUUUGCCCUCCAAGCCCGAGAGCAAAACCAAAGGCCAAGGUCUGGCCCGGGUCGGCGUCCUCGGGGACACGGAGGGGACCCCGGAGGAGGAGCUCGGCGAGGGCGCGGAGCAGGAAGACCCUCCCGGCGACGCGGCCGAGGAGCAGCGCUGCGGCCGCGGGGACCCCGCGCGGUACGUGUCCAACCACGCGUUCAACCAGAGCGCGGAGCUCAAGCCGCACGUCUUCGAGCUGGGUGUCAUCGCGCUGGACGUGGCGGAGCGCGAGGCGCGAGUGCAGCUCAUGCCGCUCGCCGCCCGCCGGGGCUCUGGCGGCGACGGGGUGGGCGGGGCGGGGCGGCCCGGGCGGCGGCCGGUGCGCCUGCUGUACCUGUGCCGCGGGGGCGGCGCGGCGGUGCAGUGGUCGCGCGUGGAGGAGGGCGUCAACGCCUACUGGUUCCGCGGCCUGCAGCCCGGCACCAACUACUCCGUGUGCUUGGCGCUGGCCGGCGAGGCCUGCCACGUGCAGGUGGUGUUCGCCACCAAGAAGGAGCUGCCUUCCCUGCUGGUCAUCGUGGCGGUGAGUGUCUUCCUCUUGGUGCUGGCCACCGUGCCCCUGCUGGGCGCGGCCUGCUGCCAUCUGCUGGCCAAACACCCGGGCAAGCCCUACCGUCUGAUCCUGCGGCCGCAGGCCCCGGACCCCAUGGAGAAGCGCAUCGCCGCGGACUUCGACCCGCGCGCCUCCUACCUCGAGUCGGAGAAGAGCUACCCGGCCGGCGCGGGGCCAGGCGGGGAGGAGCCGGAGGAGGUCCCCGGGGAGGGCCUGGAGGAAGACGCGGAGCAGGGGGACCCCGUUGGGGACCUGCAGAGGGAGGAGAGCCUGGCGGCCUGCUCGCUGGUGGAGUCCCAGUCCAAGGCCAACCAGGAGGAGUUCGAGGCCGGCUCCGAAUACAGCGACCGGCUGCCCCUGGGGGCCGAGGCGGUCAACAUCGCCCCGGAGAUCAACGGCAACUACCGGCAGACGGCUGGCUGAACCCCAGUCCCCGGCCCGCCGUUCCCAACCCCCACCUGGGUCCCUGGGAGCUGAGGCCUAGGGCUGGCUAGAUUUAUGACCCCCCCCCCUUGGCCCCCUAUACACCCCUACUUCUUAUUCCCACUACCGCCCCAUCUUGGCCGCUGGGGCUUCUACUGGGAGGAGCCCGACUUGACCAGCCCUCCUGCCGCCCACGACUGUCCUGCCCGUGUGAACUGAAGUUCCUGCCCAGUGAAGCACCUGCGCGUCCUCGCUAUAUAGAGGCCGUGCGCUGGCCGCGAGGCGAAACCCACGCUCUCCAUCCCCAUCACAAUUGUUAUCUGCAAAAUUCACCCUCCAGCCCGGUCCUCGACGGGCGCAGGAGUCAGCGGAGACGCGGCUGGACGCCCGGAGCGUCUGGUGGUCGCGCUGCGGCCGCAGGGUCAGCGCGUCCCGGCAGAGAAGUCUGGACUGGGGCGCCGCGGGGGGCCCCUCCCCGGCCUUGCUCCGCCCUUUUCGGUUGCGCUUUGCAGAAACCACGACUCGGUGGCAAGUCCCUCGUUUUUUAGUGUUCAAGUCCCCUCCCGGCAGGGAACGCCACCUUUUUGGCUCCCCACCCCCUCUCUAUUCCGACCAGCUGGGGCCCAGUCGGGUGCCCGCGGCGCCUUUCAGCUCCGCGCCCUGAUUUUCGUAUUUUCGUUGUUUCCAAAGACAGCGACUCUGCAGGUCUGGUGCUAGCAUUCCCUUCCCGACCUCUGGGGGUGGGGUGCGGUGGGGUGAGCGUUCGCGGGGAGGGAAUCCGUCUGCUCGCCCCUCGCUCCUAACUGAAAGCCGGGCGCAACCCGUGCCCUUCUUAAGCGCAGACGCGGGCUGGGGCCGGGGCCAAGGCCAGUUUCGUUGAGGCUGAGCUGCGGUUUUCAGAGAUCGGGGCCCUCGACCGCUCGGUUCCACGGCUGCGCCUCGCCCGGACCCCGGCCCCAGCAGCCCCCGCCGUAGGGAGCACCCGUGCGCCCCAGGCCGGGUCUCCAGGGGGGCUGCGCCCUGGUUCUCCCCAGCCGGCGCGUGAAGGUGCUGGCGGGACCCGCGGGGAAAAUAGCCCCCGGUGCUCGCGUCUCCCCGCCCUGCCUCCUCCUGGCGCGAGAAUUCUGGCCGCGCGCGCGGUCCUAGACGGCGCGCCCCGUAGCAGAAAGUCUGUCCUGUCGAGUGUAACCGUGUAGUGGGGGGUAGGGGG
Molecule: messenger RNA, 3653 nt
Organism: Talpa occidentalis (Iberian mole)
Lineage: Eukaryota; Metazoa; Chordata; Mammalia; Eulipotyphla; Talpidae
Gene: ISLR2
Product: immunoglobulin superfamily containing leucine rich repeat 2
Biological process (GO): positive regulation of axon extension
Cellular component (GO): cell surface
Molecular function (GO): protein binding
Source: RefSeq, a predicted model, not a curated record